Molecule: messenger RNA, 2356 nt
Organism: Lotus japonicus
Lineage: Eukaryota; Viridiplantae; Streptophyta; Magnoliopsida; Fabales; Fabaceae
Product: histone deacetylase 15
Exons: 18
Coding region: 301-2001 (566 amino acids)
Biological process (GO): chromatin organization
Cellular component (GO): histone deacetylase complex
Molecular function (GO): histone deacetylase activity
Source: RefSeq, a predicted model, not a curated record
GAAGUUUGCACAGUGAUUCGCCGCUGGUUUGAACCGGUUUCUCGUAAGUAACCCUCACUCUCUCUCACUCUGUCUCUGGUUCUGCUUCUGCUUCUGUGUGCGCUCUCGUUUCACCCUCUCUCUUUUCAACGCUUCGAUUACGCACCCAGAUCUCACUAUCAACCCUUUUCCUUCUCGUUCUCACUUCGUUGCAACCGCUUCGCUACUUCAUCUUCUCCGUCUUCCCUUUUUCCUGGUUCAAUUUCUUUCCUCUAUGCUGUAGCUUCAGCUGGGUUUUGUUGGGUACUGAAAGCCCUAGAAAUGAGUCACACAACAAGCAGGAAACCUCAGAACGGUCAUCACAAGCAAGACGAUUCACCUUCUGCUGAUGGGUCUGUUGGAAAAGGAGAGAACUCGCUCUCUGAUGCAGCUGCAGCAGUAGCAGACUCUGACACCCUUCAACCUGAAGCCAAGCAGAAAAGGGCCAGGGUGCAGAAGGAGUUGACUUUUCAGGACAUUUGUCAGAAUCAAGACAUAUUUGACGAUGACGAUGAGGAUGACAUUGAUUGGGAGCCGGUUCCGGUUCCACUGGAGGAGGUUGUGGAAGUCACAAAGUGGGUCUGCAAAAAUUGUACCGGGAUUAGCCUCAGUCAUUAUGACUGUUGUAUGAUAUGUGGGGAACAUAAGGAUUCGAAAAUCGUGAGCCGUGGUUUUUUCGCAUCUCCGUUUGCGCAAGAUGAUGAUUCGGCAGUGGUCCAGUCAAAUGCAAAAGAUGUUAGUUCGCAAGAAUCAGCGGCAAAUAGUUCUACGGCUAUCGGCUUUGAUGAGAGAAUGUUGUUACAUGAAGAAGCUGACAAGAAAUCACAUCCACAUCCAGAAAGGCCAGAUCGUCUUCGAGCCAUUGCUGCUAGUCUUGCUAGAGCUGGUAUUUUUCCUGGGAGAUGCUAUCCAAUUCCUGCUCGAGAAAUCACUCGAAAAGAACUUACAACGGUUCAUUCGUUGGAGCAUAUUGAUUCCGUUGAAGUUACAAGCAGUUUAUUAUCUAGUUAUUUCACUGCUGACACAUAUGCCAAUGAGCACUCCGCAUGUGCUGCUAGGUUAGCAGCUGGAUUAUGUGCUGAUCUGGCAUCAGAAAUUGUUUCUGGACGUGUCAAAAAUGGAUUUGCUUUGGUUAGGCCUCCUGGUCAUCAUGCUGGUGUAAGAAAUGCGAUGGGGUUCUGCCUUCACAAUAAUGCUGCAGUGGCAGCAAUGACAGCUCAGAUUUCAGGAGCUAGGAAGGUGCUAAUUUUAGAUUGGGAUGUCCAUCAUGGAAAUGGGACACAGGAAAUAUUUGAGAAUAACCCAAGCGUCUUGUAUAUAUCAUUGCAUAGACAUGAGGGAGGAGCAUUCUAUCCUGGUACUGGAGCUGCCGUUGAGGUUGGUAGUAUGGGGGCAGAAGGGUACUGUGUGAAUAUUCCGUGGAGUCGAGGAGGAGUGGGUGAUAAUGAUUACAGUUUUGCAUUUCAGCAUGUUGUCCUUCCUAUAGCUUCUGAGUUUGCUCCAGAUUUUACCAUAAUAUCAGCUGGAUUUGAUGCUGCAAGAGGAGAUCCCCUAGGAUGUUGUGAUGUUACACCCACCGGCUAUGCACAUAUGACGCACAUGUUAAAGGGCAUUUCUGGUGGAAAAUUGCUUGUUAUUCUUGAGGGGGGCUAUAAUCUUCGUUCUAUAUCAUCGUCUGCAACUGCAGUAAUCAAGGUACUGCUGGGUGAGGAUCCAGGACGUGAACUGGAAAAUAGUUUCCCUUCCAAAGCUGGCAUACAAACUGUACUGGAAGUCCUCAAAAUUCAGUUGAAUUAUUGGCCUUCCUUGGGACCUAUAUUUUCAAAUUUGCAGUCACAGUGGAGAAUGUACUGUCUUGGGAAAAAAAGAAAACAGAUCAAGAAGAGACGCCGAAUUCUGGCCCCAAAGUGGUGGAGGCUGGGGCGAAAAAGUUUCUUAUUCCAUUACCUGAACGGCCAUUAUCUUGGUGGAAAGUCAAAUUGAUUUCUGUUAAUUGGUGAAUUUUGAAGAACAUGAAUACCAAGAAAUUGUCUGCAUGUUGUAUAUUCCAUCUUGAUUCUGGACAAUGUGAUUUUUUGUAUGACCUUGGAAACCUGAUAGAUUUUGCAGGAGUUUGAGACCAAUUGGGAAAAGGUAGGAAGUGAUGUAAAUUACUGCCCUGUUUGAAUAUUUUAGAAGUUUUGGUAGCUUUUUUGGACGAGAUGUUAUGAGUGAGAAGAUGAAGAUGGAAACUGAGACCAAAGAAUCAAUUCUUCCCUCCUUGACAUGUGUAGAAAUUUUGCAUGUCUUACACUUGAUCUAACAUGAAUUUGAAUGAAGAUCACGUUACUUAUUUUAA